Anopheles stephensi (Asian malaria mosquito) is the source of this 1563-nucleotide messenger RNA. RefSeq names its product RCC1-like G exchanging factor-like protein. The record is from RefSeq and is a predicted model, not a curated record. Bases 125 to 1480 code for a protein of 451 amino acids. The transcript has 3 exons. NCBI's taxonomy places the organism in Eukaryota, Metazoa, Arthropoda, Insecta, Diptera, Culicidae.
AAACGAUUGCUGCUCCAUGUGUGAGGUUAUGUAAUUGGGGCGAACCAAAACAAAUACAAACGAAACAAGAACAUGCAAAACGGCAGUCUGGAAUAGUGGAGUGUAGUGUGAAUAAAGAAUUACCAUGCGUUCCACCAUCCAUCGGUGCCAUUCAUGCUUUUCGCAGUUCGUACACACCCGUUCCUUUGCUUCCGCUAGCAGACGCAGUGUGCUCCGGCAGGAUGUGUCCCGCUUGCCGGUGCAUCAGUUCCCGAUAGCGAAAGCCUCUGACACACGUGUGUAUGUGUGGGGCAUGGCUGCCACCGGUGCGCUCGGAAUGCAAACAUCCGUGAAGAAACAGGCACAAGUAUUUACCGACUUCGUACAACAUCCAAGUAGGCUAAGCUUCGGCGAAGGGCACGCUGUGUCGGAUGUUGCGGCAGGUUAUGGAUUCACGGUGUAUGUGGUCAACAGAGAGAACGAAACGCAAUUAUGGGGCACCGGCAUCAACACCGAUGGACAGCUGGGCAUCCAAAAGGCGCCCGGAACGCACAAAAAACCGCUCGAGCUGCUCAUCUAUCCGGCACCGAUUGAUCUGAGUGCGGCGAAGAUGCAACCACGCCAGCGUUUAGUGCGUGUAGCCGCAGGACGAGCACAUGUCCUUGCGCUUACGGAGGAUGGUGCAGUUCUCGCGAUGGGCAACAACGCAUACGGCCAGUGCGGUCGCAAGAUUGUCCCGGACGAAGAUUAUUUUCGCAAUCCGGUAGUUAACAGUGUCCAGCUCGAGGAACCGGUACGGGCAAUCGAAUGUGGACAGGAUCACAGUUUAAUGCUCACGGAAUCGGGGCGCGUUUUUUCGUGCGGUUGGAGCGAUGAUGGCCAGGCUGGACAGGGCAGAUACGGGUUGAUUGAUACACCUGGCCCCGCGGGAGGAGAUCUGAAAGGUGAACAGAUUGUAAAGGUUUCCAGCAGCUGUGACACUAUAUUGGCCGUAAAUGCGAAAGGAGAGCUGUUCGGAUGGGGUAAUUCGGAGUACGGACAGCUCGGGGAUGUAGCUCAGGAUAAUCCGCAAAUCAACACGCCACGUCACCUGUCCUUCACCAAGGAAUGUGGCAAAAUUGUUGACAUUGCAGCCGGCGGCUCGUAUUGUCUGAUUUUAAAUGAACACGGUGAUGUAUUUUCCUGGGGGUACGGUAUCCUUGGCUUCGGUCCGGAAGUGCAGCAUCGUCCCGCUCCAACUCGCAUUCCGCCCGCACUCUUUGGCCGGAACGAAUUCAACCCGCACGCGAAGGUGAUUUCGAUCGCCUGUGGAAUUACCCAUUGUGCGGCUAUCAAUGAUCAGCACGAUAUGUACAUGUGGGGCCACAAUCGGUACGCCUGUCUGGGGUUGGGUCACAAAAACGAUCAGUUCUUCCCGCUAAAGGUAGCUCUCAAUGCACGCGUACAGAAAGUGACUUGUGGUGUGGAUCAUACUGUAACGCUUUGUAGGGCGUUCGUGUGAGUUCUGUGUGAAUUUUCUGUUAAUAUAUACACACCGUGCAUAAACCUGAGCAAUUCUGAGCUAGCUGGACAUGCACAUAUUAA